CCCAGCAGUGCCACCUGUCAGUGUCAAUCAGUGCUCAUCCAUGCCACCUGCCAGUGCCCAUCAGUGCCACCCAUCAGUGCCAGUCAGUGCCACCUAUCAGUGUGCAUCAGUGUCGCCUAUCAGUGCCAGUCAGUGCCACCUAACAGUGCCAGUCAGUGCCGCCUAUCCGUGCCAUAUAUGAGUGCUGACUUUCAGUGCCCAUCAGUGAUGCCUGUCAAUGCCCCAUCAGUGCCCCUACCAGUGCCUCCUCAUCAGUGCCCAUCAGUG
Staurois parvus is the source of this 267-nucleotide messenger RNA. Lineage: Eukaryota; Metazoa; Chordata; Amphibia; Anura; Ranidae. The record is from the annotation of a GenBank genome assembly.